GAACCCUCAUGGAGGCGCUCAACGAGCUCUGCGACCUGGUGGCGGCGCACCCGGAUCUCCUGCUCGCCGACAAGCUCGCCUGGCUCUCCUCACGCUGCGGGGCCGCGCCGGCGCCGGGGGCGGCCGCGCCGGCGGCGAGGGCGUCGCGGGCGCACCUCCACUCCCUCCUCGCCCUCGCGCGCCUCCUCCCUGCUGGGGCCGGCGGUGGAUCCUCCUCGUCCCCGUCCCCGCCCCCGCCGCCGCUCCUCGCGUUCCUCGCCUCGCACGCCUUCCUCUCCCCGUCCUUCUGGCCGCAGUCGUUCGCGCCCGCGCCGUUCCUCUCCAGGCUCCUCCCCCUGCUCGCCGCCGCGCCGGCCUCCCCCGCCCUCUCGUCCGCGCUCUCCGCGGCGCUAGUCUCCGCGCUCGACGUCGCUGACCCGGCUUCGGCGCCUCUCGCCCGCGCGUUCCUCUCCGCGGCGGCGGCCAGCCCCCCGACGCUCCUCCCCGCGGAUGCCUCGCCCGUCGCCGCUCGGCUGUUUCUCGAGUUCGCGGGCUCUGAGGAGGCGCCGCCCAAGGCCAAGGGGAAGGGGGAGUACGCAGCGGGGGAGGAAAAUGGAGGGGUCAGGGAGGUGGUGCUGAAGUUCGAGGAGGAGGAGGUGGUUGCCCUGGAGCGGAAGGAGGUCGCCUUUAGGCUGAUCGUGCAUAUGUUAGGGGGCGAGGGUGGUCUGGAAGCCGAGAAGGUUGCCAAGGUCAGAAAUUCCGCCGCAAGGCAGGUCCGGUCACUCUCGGAGUUCUUGAAGAUUAGGAAACGAGACUGGAGAGAGCAGGGUGCGCAGCUGAAGACAAGGAUAAAUACCAAAUUGCUCUGUUGCCAGGCUGCAGUAGUGGUGCUGGUAAGGAGCGUUUCUGCCAUGGACGCUGAUAGCAAGGCCUCCAAGGAUAUGCUCCAGCAGACUCUAGCUUGGUUUAUUGAGGCCACUAAGUCAUGCAUCCUCUCAUCAUGGCGCAAACUGAAGAUAUGUGAGGAGCUAUUUUGCACACUGCUCAAUGGGAUCAGCCAGAUAACAGUCUCCCGAGGGGGCCAGCUGCUGCCAGUUCUGCUGAUUCCUUUGAAACCUCUCGUCGUGAGCACUUGUUCACAGGCCGACAUGACAGGUAGUAGCCCUGGGGCUUUGUUUGAUGCAGUGGUUAAGUUAAGCUGCGAAAUUAUAGAGUUUGGCUGGACAAAGGAUAGAGCUCUGGUUGACACGUUCAUUAUGCGUUUAGCUGCGUAUGUCCGUGAACGGAAUGAUUAUGAGGAGGAGGAUGGCAAAGAAAAAGACGCAGUUCCGGUGAUGCGACUUAAUGUUAUACGCCUUCUUGCUGAGCUAUGUGUAUGCUUGAAAAAAUGGGAAGUUGUAGACAUGAUUUUGCCUCUUUUCAUUGAACAUUUAGAAGAGGGUGAUGCUUCAUCUCCAAGUUUGUUGCGACUUCGGUUGUUAGAUGCAAUAUCUCGUGUGGCAUGCUUGGGUUUUGAAAAGUCAUAUCGUGAGAGCAUUGUCUUGAUGACAAGAAGCUAUCUCGAUAAAGUUAAAGCUGUAGGAUCUGCAGAAAACAACACGAUGCCGUCUGAAGCAACGACUGAGAGAAUAGAGACUCUUCCUGCAGGUUUUUUGCUUGUUGCUACCAACCUCACUAGCACAAAACUCAGGUCUGAUUACCGUCAUAGACUCUUGUCUCUAUGCUCAGAUGUGGGGUUAGCUGCUGAGUCUAAAAGUGGGAGGAGUGGUGCUGAUUUGAUGGGUCCAUUACUUCCUGCGGUUGCUGAAAUAUGUUCUGAUUUUGACCCAGUUUCCACUGUUGAGCCAUCAUUAUUGAAAUUGUUCCGUAAUUUAUGGUUCUACAUUGUCUUGUUUGGACUAGCUCCUCCAAUACAAAGCAACCAGGCACCUGCAAAACCAGUUUCCACUUCAUUGAACACUAUGGAGAGCAUCAGUGCUAUAGCCCUUCAGGCUGUUGCUGGACCCUACAUGUGGAAUAGCCAAUGGUGUGUAGCAGUGCAACGUAUUGCACAAGGAACUCCACCACUGGUUGUCAGUUCGGUGAAAUGGCUUGAAGAUGAGCUAGAGUUAAAUGCUCUCCAUAAUCCAGGUAGUCGUCGUGGCAGUAGUAAUGAAAAGGCUGCUGUUGGACAGAGAACUGCGCUUUCUGCAGCUUUAGGAGGUCGAGUUGAGGUAGCAGCAAUGAGUACAAUUUCAGGGGUUAAAGCUACGUAUCUCCUUGCAGUUGCAUUCCUUGAGAUAUUGCGUUUUAGCUGCAAUGGUGGCAUACUUUCUGCUACCUCUACGUUGAAUAAAUCAAAUAGCGCCUUCAGUUGUGUGUUUGAAUACCUGCUUACCCCAAACCUGACACCAGCAGUAUCUCAGUGCUUGACUGCAGUUGUGCAUAGAGCUUUUGAAACAGUGUUGUCAUGGCUGGAGGAUCGUAUAUGUGACAUAGGAGAAGGAGCUGAUAUAAGGGAAUCUGUUACAUCUGUUCAUGCUUGCUUCCUUAUAAAGAGCAUGUCACAGAGGGAUGAAAAUGUUCGUGACGUGAGUGUCAAGCUGUUAACUCAGCUAAAGGAAAAGUUUCCACAGAUCCUCUGGAACUCAUCAUGUUUGGAUUUACUUCUAAUCUCUGUUCAUAAUGAGUUGACCUCUGGUCCUGUUAGUGAUCCUGCUUGGGUUGCCACUGUACGCUCACUAUAUCAGAAGAUUGCGAGGGAAUGGAUAACGAGUGCUCUUUCAUAUGCUCCAUGUACAACCCAAGGCCUUAUACAGGAAAAUUUUUGCAAGCCAAGUGGAGCACAAAGAUCACAGCAUACAGCAGAUGUCGUCUCACUUCUAUCUGAAAUACGUAUUUGUAGCGGAAAGAAUGAUUGGAAUGGCAUUAGGACAGCCAAUGUCCCUGCAGUUAUGGAUUCUGCUGCAGCAGCAUCAGGGGCCAAAAAAGAAGCACCUGACAUCACCCUGGAAGUACUGUCAACUGCGGUAGUGACUGCAACUGUUAAAUGCAACCAUGCGGGGGAGAUUGCUGGUAUGAGAAGACUAUUCAGUACUAUGGGAGGCAUAAACACAGGCAUGCCUCCCCUUGGUACACAGUCGGCACAGCCCCAUCAAUCGUUUGACGAAGUUUUUCUGUCAAGAUUUGUUCGCCUUCUUCAGGACUUUGUUGUUACGGCAGAGAAAAAUCAAAUAGAUAAUACAGUGUUCCGUGAAACUUGUUCUCAGGCUACAGCAUUACUUCUUGAUCAUAUGGUAUCGGAAUCGAGAGCAAAUCUAGAUGGAUUUUCUCAGCUUAUACGCCUUCUAUGCUGGUGUCCUGCUUAUAUAUGCACUCCUGAUGCUAUGGAGACUGGGAUAUUUAUCUGGACCUGGCUAGUAUCUGCAGCACCUUCCUUAGGUCCUCUUGUGCUCGCAGAACUUGUUGAUGCAUGGCUGUGGACAAUAGAUACAAAGCGCGGUCUGUUUGCGUCAGAUAUGAAUUACUGUGGCCCUGAUGCAAAAUUGAGGCCCCAUCUCAUUCCUGGUGAGCCUGAGGCACCACCAGAAAAGGAUCCAGUUGAAGCAAUAAUAGCCCAUAGGCUCUGGCUUGGCUUCUUUAUCGACCGGUUUGAGGUGGUUCGGCACGAUAGCAUCGAGCAACUUCUACUUCUGGGUAGGAUGUUGCAAGGGACAAUGAAAUCUGCAACUCAUUUUUCUCACCAUCCUGCUGCAACUGGCACUUUCUUUACUGCAAUGCUCCUGGGGCUGAAAUUUUGCUCAUGCCAGUCUCAGUCUAACUUGCAGAAAUGUAAUAUGGGACUUCAGUUGUUAGAGGACAGGGUAUACCGUGCUGCUUUGGGAUGGUUUGCUUAUGCACCUGAGUGGUAUGAAUCUCAAAACAAAAGUUUUGCUCAGAGAGAGGCCCAAUCCGUAUCAAUAUUUGUCCACUGUCUGCAAAAUGAGCGCCCCAGUGGCUCAGCUGAUCCUGGUUCGAAGUUACAGGGACGUGAAGGUGAAGUCAAUAUGCUGGAUCAGAUACACCCAGUCUGGGGCUCAGUGGAUAACUAUGCAACUGCACGAGAAAAGCGUAAGCAAUUACUUCUUAUGCUUUCUCAGAAUGAGGCAGACAGACUUGAAGUAUGGGCACAACCAAUAAAUACAAAAGAUGCGUCAACAUUUCGUGGUAAAAUUAGCUCAGAUAAAUGGAUUGAUCAUGCGAGAACUGCUUUUGCUGUUGAUCCUCGAAUUGCACUCUCUAUGAUUUUGAGGUUUCCUACAAACUCAGCAUUGUCAUCAGAAAUUACACAAUUGGUACAGACACAUAUAUUGGAACUACGUACAAUUCCUGAAGCAUUACCCUUUUUCAUCACUCCAAAGGCAGUAGAUGAAAAUUCAUCGUUGUUACAGCAACUUCCACAUUGGGCUCCAUGUUCUGUUACACAAGCAUUGGAGUUUCUUACCCCUCCUUAUAAAGGACAUCCCCGUGUUAUGGCAUAUGUUCUCCGUGUCCUGGAGACUUACCCACCUGAGACUGUUACCUUUUUUAUGCCACAAUUGGUUCAAUCUCUCAGAUAUGAUGAAGGGAAAUUGGUUGAAGGAUACUUGCUUGGAGCUGCUCGGAGAAGUAAUAUAUUUGCUCAUAUCUUAAUAUGGCAUCUGCAGGGAGAAUGUGUUCCCGAGGAAUCUGGGAAAGAAGCAGUUGUACCAAAGGCCACUGCGUUCCAUUCCUUGCUUCCUGCUGUUAGGGAGAAAAUUAUUGACAGUUUUACUCCGGAAGCUCGUGACAUGUUUGAAAGGGAGUUUGACUUUUUUGACAAGGUCACCUCGAUUUCUGGUGUUCUUUUUCCUCUUCCCAAAGAAGAGCGGCGAGCGGGUAUUAAAAGGGAGCUGGAGAAGAUUACUGUGCCAGGUGACGAUCUGUACCUUCCUACUGCAACAAACAAGUUUGUACGGGGAAUUCAACUAGACAGUGGUAUUCCUCUCCAAUCUGCUGCAAAAGUUCCAAUAAUGAUUACUUUCAAUGUGGUCGAUCGUGAUGGGAACCCAAAUGAUGUGAAACCACAGGCUUGCAUUUUUAAGGUUGGUGAUGAUUGUAGGCAGGAUGUGCUGGCACUCCAAGUUAUUGCUCUAUUGAGGGACAUCUUUCAAGCUGUUGGAUUAAACCUUUAUCUCUUCCCAUAUGGUGUUUUACCCACUGGACCAGAGCGAGGCAUAAUUGAGGUGGUACCAAAUACUCGGAGUAGGAAUCAGAUGGGUGAAACAACUGAUGGUGGUUUGUUAGAGAUAUUUCAGCAAGACUACGGCCCUGUAGGUUCACCUUCUUUUGAAGCUGCUCGUGAAAUGUUCAUGAUCAGUAGUGCUGGAUAUGCUGUUGCUAGCCUACUCCUUCAGCCGAAGGAUCGGCAUAACGGCAAUCUUCUCUUUGAUAGCCACGGGAGACUAGUCCAUAUUGAUUUUGGAUUUAUUUUGGAAAUUUCACCCGGAGGAAACAUGGGAUUUGAAAGUGCACAUUUCAAGCUAAGCCAUGAGAUGACUCAAUUGCUUGACCCAUCUGGAACCAUGAAGAGUGAUACUUGGAAUCAUUUUCUGAGAUUGUGUGUCAAAGGGUACCUAGCAGGAAGAAGACACAUGAAUGGUAUUAUUACCACAGUGCAAUUGAUGGUGGACAGUGGUCUUCCUUGCUUUAGCAGGGGAGAUCCUAUCGGUAAUCUUCGAAAACGGUUUCAUCCAGAGAUGAACGAGCGUGAGGCUGCUAAUUUUAUGGUCCGAACAUGUGUUGAUGCCUACAACAAAUGGACUACCGCAGGGUACGACUUGAUUCAAUACUUGCAGCAGGGUAUUGAGAAAUAGUCCGUUUCUCCUUUUUUUUUUUUUUUGUAAAUGGGGGUCGUGUACAUCAAUUGUAUGUAGCCACUAAUUCUUUUAUGUAGAAUUAUGUUGUUGAGCGGUUCAUUGUAUGGUAAGAUCGAUGAUUUCAAGCGAUUAACAGAGAGGGAAUAUCAGUGUAAGUUAAACAGAGGCCAUUCUUUUUUUCCCCUGUUGUAAGACAGCCGAGCUAGUAAUUAUAUUGGAUCGCUAACUGAAUCUUACAUGUCCA
Oryza brachyantha (malo sina) is the source of this 6078-nucleotide messenger RNA. RefSeq names its product phosphatidylinositol 4-kinase alpha 1. Gene Ontology annotation, molecular function: 1-phosphatidylinositol 4-kinase activity. Gene Ontology annotation, cellular component: plasma membrane; cytoplasm. Bases 9 to 5831 code for a protein of 1940 amino acids. Gene Ontology annotation, biological process: phosphatidylinositol phosphate biosynthetic process; phosphatidylinositol-mediated signaling. The record is from RefSeq and is a predicted model, not a curated record. NCBI's taxonomy places the organism in Eukaryota, Viridiplantae, Streptophyta, Magnoliopsida, Poales, Poaceae. The transcript is spliced from 26 exons.